AUGGAAACAAUCAAAAUUCCAUCGCCGUCCACGAUUUUAGACUCGCCCGACACUCCGGCCGGGAAGCCUGCCUCGCCCCAAAAGGCGAAGCAGUCGACCCAAAAGCCCAGGCAGACCAAGAGUCGCAAUGGUUGUAUUACCUGCAAGGCGAAGCGCCUAAAGUGCGAUGAGACAAAGCCAACCUGCGAUCAGUGCGAGCGCCGUAAGGUGACCUGUGGAGGGUAUAAGAAGGAUUUCAAAUGGCGGCCGUUUGAGGAAACCAAUCUGUCCGUUGGUCGGCCUCCCGGGAAGACAAAAAAGGGUGCGCCGCUCUACAGAGACGUGUCCAUAUAUAUCCUGUUAUAUCCUUCCGCUAAUAUUCUAUCAACAGUAACACAAUCGCAGCCGUCUAAGAAACCUUCAUCUCGGCUCCCUGUCAACUCGGAGAACUUUCCAACGCCGCCAAGGACAGAGGAAUCGACCCCGCCCACACUAAUAAGCUUUCAAAGCUCUCCUGACAGUUUCAAAAGCUAUAUCUCCAUCGAUGAUAACUCUCUUGAUGGCUUUCAAAUACCGGAGGAACCAUCCACCAGCGCCGAGUCUACCGCUCCCCUGGGUGUGACUGUUCCUGUCGACUCCGAUCCUCUGAACUUCUUGUCCUUUCUCGAACCAUUUCAACAUUCUGUGCCAUUCACUGAUGAUUUGAUGCAGGAUCAAGAUAUGGAUGACAACUCUGGGUCAAUAUUCUUUGGCCCACAAGAAUUUCAACCUCACAGCGGCCCGGGGCUUAGUUUCUCCCAGUUGCUUGAGGAUGAAAAUGGCGAUAUCGAAGAGAUUAUACGGCAGUCAGAUCCCAACAAUGGCCCGUGGAAUCUGAGUUUGCCCGGGGAAGAUGGAGACGCAUUUGACUUCUCCCGUAUCCCAGAACAGCCAAAUAUGGCCCCUGGGAGCCGGGAGAUGUUAGCCAUGCGCUUUGAUAAAAUGACCUGCGGGAUACUCUCCAUCAAGGAUGGCGCAACUGAGAAUCCUUGGCGCACCCUCAUUUGGCCUCUUGCUAAAAGCACCCCUGCAUUAUACCAUGCGCUGUUUGCUCUUUCGGCAUUUCACUAUUCCAAGGAGAAUCCAGUGCUGCGAGUGCAGGGUGUCAAGCAUAUGCGCCAGAGCAUCACAUGUUUGAGACAGCAAAUUCAGAGUAUGCGAGCCGACACUGCUUUGGCGACUAGCCUCGCACUUGCAUUUGCAGAUACCUGGGACCAGAAUACACGCACUUGCAUUCAGCAUCUACGAGGUGCCAAGGCACUGAUGAUGCAACUUCUCAAUGCAGGACUCCAGGGUGGUCUUCAACCCGAGGAGCUCGACCGUAUCCGUUUCUUGUACAAUACGUGGACAUACAUGGACGUCAUUGCCCGGUUAACGUCACUGGAUGAAUCUAGUCCCCAAGAUCUGAAUCCAGCAAUUUUCCAACUCCCCGGCGAUGCCAUUCAUGAGAUCGACCCUUUAAUGGGUUGCGCAUCAACGCUGUUCCCUUUGAUCGGUCGAGUAGCUCGACUAGUUCAACGUGUGCGAAAAACGUCGUCAAAUUCUGUUUCCAUCGUUGCGCAGGCCAUGGAGCUGAAGAGGCUCAUCGAGCAGUGGGAACCGCCAAUAUGGUUCGAGCCGCCUGAGGAUCCUAAUUCCGAGGUUCAGCACAGUAUUCAAGUCGCGCACGCCUACCGCUGGGCAACUCUCCUGUACCUUCAUCAAGCUGUACCAGAGAUGCCAUCCGAGCCCGCGGAAGAACUUGCCAAGCGAGUUCUAAUUCUUCUUGCAACCGUGCCAUAUACCUCCCGGACCAUCAUUAUUCAAAUGUUCCCUCUCCUCGCUGCUGGGGCCGAGGUUGACAUGGAAGAUGACCGUAAAUGGGUUCUUGACCGGUGGAACACAGUCCAGUCUCGACUUAUGCUCGGUGCUGUUGACAGAUGCCUGGAUGUGUUGCAAGAGGUCUGGUCUCGGCGAGAUGCUCUCAAGGCCGAGAGACGACAGCAGGGUAGUAAUAGGAACAGCACAAGGCAUGCUUCUUUCUCCAGUGAUGGUAAAGGUUCUGUAUUGCAUGGUUGUGAAAAUAAUCAGCGUGGAUUCCAUGUUCGAGCGGGGUCUGGUGAUCUCGACAGAUCGACCCAAUCACGGAACAGGGGCUCUACGACUACAUCAAAGAGGAGAGGGUCUGCGCUCUCAUCGUUGGACAAUAUUGAGUUUGAGAGGACGGUGCGGAGUAGAUUGCACUGGGUAAAUGUUAUGGGUGAAUGGGGAUGGGAAAGUAUGCAGUUCCAUUGCGCAUUUUGUUUCCAGGAUCUGAGCUGA
Messenger RNA from Penicillium manginii, 2319 nucleotides. Its product is annotated as Zn(II)2Cys6 transcription factor. NCBI's taxonomy places the organism in Eukaryota, Fungi, Ascomycota, Eurotiomycetes, Eurotiales, Aspergillaceae. Gene Ontology annotation, cellular component: nucleus. The record is from RefSeq and is a predicted model, not a curated record. The transcript has 3 exons. Gene Ontology annotation, biological process: positive regulation of transcription by RNA polymerase II. Gene Ontology annotation, molecular function: DNA-binding transcription factor activity, RNA polymerase II-specific; zinc ion binding; transcription cis-regulatory region binding. Bases 1 to 2319 code for a protein of 772 amino acids.